GUUUUAUACAUAUGCAUGGUGUGUGAGUGUGGUGGAUUCAUAAGAAGGGGAAGAAAUAUAUGGCUGAAACUGCAGUGUCCCUUCUAUUCGACCAUUUGGUGAAGUUACUGAGUGAGGAAACAACAAUCUUAAAAAAUGUGCACAAGGAGGUUGAGGGCAUCAAGGAUCAGCUAAGCCUAAUAAACUCUUACAUAAGGGAUGCAGAAAAGAAGCAGCAGAAACAUGAUGUCAAAGAAUGGUUGAAUCGAUUGAGGAAAGUGGCGUUUCGCAUGGAGGAUGUGGUUGAUCACUAUUUGCUCAAAGUGGCAGAGCGUGGUCAAAGAGAUGGGGCUUUUGGUGUAGUUACUGAAGUCAAGGAGAAGUUCAAAACUGUAACACAUCGUCAUGAUAUUGCAUCUGAGAUUAAACAUGUAAGAGAAACUCUAGAUAAUCUCUGCAGUCUCAGAAAAGGCUUGGGACUCCAACUAUCUGCUAGUGCUCCUAAUCAUGCAACUCUAAGGUUAGAUGCUUAUUUUGUCGAGGAAUCUCAACUUGUUGGUAUUGAUCGUAAGAAGCGAGAGCUCACAAAUUGGCUAACAGAAAAGGAGGGUCCAGUGAAGGUGGUGGUUGGCCCAGGAGGGAUAGGUAAAACGGCAAUUGUGAAGAAUGUGUACAACAUGCAAGAGCAGGUAAGCCUUCAGAAGAAGGGAACAAGCUAUUUCGAGUUUUGUGCAUGGAUAACCAUGUCUGGGCCUCAAGUUGAUGAUCAUAAUAUGCUGAUAAUAAGGCAGAUUAUAGAAAAUAUACUCGAGAAGGACCCCGGUGCAUCAGCUACAUUGCAGAAGGAAACAACAGCUAUACACUCUCUUAUAAGAAAAGUAAGAGAAUACUUAAAAGAUAAGAGGUACCUCAUUGUGUUUGAUGAUGUGCAUAGUUCAAAAUUUUGGAAUGUUAUCAAGCAUGCCCUAACUCCAAACAGAAGCAAAAGCAGUAAGGUUAUUAUCACUACACGAGAUGAAAAUGUUGCAAAAUUUAUUGGAAGUGAUGAUGUAUAUAAAGUAGAACCUCUGUCUCAAAGUGAUGCUUUGAAGCUCUUUUGUCACAAGGUAUUUCAAUCUGAGAAAGUAGAAAACCCUGAAUUGAAUGCUUUGUCCCAAGAGUUUGUGGAGAAAAGUGAUGGGGUGCCAGUGGCUAUUGUGACUUUUGCUGGUCUCCUAGCAACAACGAGUAAAACUACCACUAAAUGGAGAAUGGUACUCAACAAACUCGACUCACUAUUACAAAGAAACUCUCUUUUUGACAGUAUGAAAGAAGUGAUGUUAGAAAGUUACCAUGAUCUUCCUUCCCACCUCAAGAGGUGUUUCUUGUACUUUGGCAUUUUCCCUGAGGGCUACUCCAUUAGUUGCAUGAGACUCGUUCGUUUGUGGGUAGCUGAGGGUUUUGUAGAGAAAAGAGAUGAUACAUCAAUGGAGGAAUUGGCAAAAGAAUACUUAACUGAGCUUAUCCGUAGAUGCUUGGUUCAUCUUUCAAGGGUCGAUUUUGAUGGAAGACCCAAAAGUUGUCACGUGUAUGACCUCAUGCAUAAGUUAAUAGCCAGGAUUUGUGAGGAGCAAAUGUUUUGUCAAGUAAUGAAAGAUAAAACCGCACCAUCAUCAUCUAACUCCAACUUGGAUUCAUCACUUCCUAGACGCUUAUCAAUAAUAAAAAGCUGGGAUGCUGCUGCCAUGAAAAGAGCUGAAAAGUGGGAGAAGGUUCGGUCUUGUUUUGUUUUUGAUGAUGCCAAGAAGUGGCUGGUGACAAAAGAAUUAUUCUCAAGUUUUGAGCUUUUGAGUCAAUUAGACUUGUCUAAUGCACGCCUUGAUAAUCUUCCUAAAAAAGUUGGGAAUCUAUUCAACUUGAAAUACUUGAGCCUGAGGAACACCAACAUCAAGUCAAUUCCAGAAUCCAUUGGCAACCUAGAGAGGUUGCAAACUCUAGACCUAAAGCGAACUCAAGUGGAUGUACUACCAAAGAAGAUUAAGAACCUUGUCAAGUUGCGUCAUCUCCUUGCUUAUUUUAUAUAUAAUCAAAAUUCCGGUUUGGACCGCUUACAAGGAGUGAAGGUAAAUGAAGGGCUUAAAAAUCUAACAUCAUUGCAGAAACUUUCUUUUUUGGAUGCAACUGAUGGUAGCGUAAUAGAGGAACUGAAACAACUAGAGAAAUUAAGGAAGCUGGGGAUUAUAAAGCUAAGAGAAGAAUAUGGUGAAGAAUUAUGCAAGGUUAUUGAGAAAAUGGAUCAUCUAUGUUCCUUAAGCAUUGGGGCUAUGGGAAAUGAUGAUGGCAAUCAUGGCAUGCUUCAGUUGAAAUCUAUAAGGAAUCCUCCAUCGUCCCUUCAACGCCUUUACCUAUAUGGGCGUUUAGAAAGGCUUCCAAGUUGGAUAUCAAAAGUUCCAAAUCUUAUCAGAUUAUGCUUGAGGUGGUCUAUUCUAAAGGAAGAUCCAUUGCCUUACCUUAAAGACUUGUCAGAAUUGUCGUACCUUGAGUUCUAUGAUGCUUAUGGUGGUGAUGAGUUGCAUUUCAAGAAUGGAUGGUUGAAGAGACUAAAGGUUUUGUGCCUUGAGUCCUUGCCAAAGUUGAAGACCAUAAAGAUUGAUGAAGGAGCAAUUCCUCUUCUUGCAGAGUUGAAGAUAGGGAAAUGCCAUGAAAUGGUGAAGGUUCCCAGAGAUAUACAGAACUUGACAAGUCUUCAAAAGCUUUAUCUCUAUGAUAUGCAUGAACAAUAUAUUAAUCGAAUGGUUGAUACUCAAAGUGAAGACUACAAGAUUAUUAACAAAAUACCUCUUGUGGAAUACUCCAAAGAUGACCAUUUUUCAUUAUACUGAUCUUGAAAGAUGAACUUAGUUGUAACCGGUGGGAAUAAUGACUUGACCUUUCAAUCUAGAAAAAAAAUGGGGAUACUUUCUCUGCAAAAGUGGUAGCUGGAAAAUUUCUCUAAAGGUUCUUUAUGUGCUUGCGAGGGGCAUGCAUGUCCUCUUGAGCCUAAACCAAAUCCGCAUGUGUUGUCAAUUUGCCAUGUUUUAUUUCAUUAGUUCGAAUAAUGUAUUGAUCCGGUCAUUCUUUUUUUUAGGCUCUAAAGAAUGACUCAUUUUCAAGCUCUUAAUUUGUUACACACUUUGACAUUUACUUAUUGAACUAGAACUUGCAUGAUAUGUGUGCUGCAUGGCUGAAUUUUGGAGGAGAAUAUUCUUUUGUAUAAAUAAAAACUAAAAAGUAUAUUGAUAUCUUUA
Messenger RNA from Glycine soja, 3245 nucleotides. RefSeq names its product disease resistance protein RPM1-like. Gene Ontology annotation, molecular function: protein binding; ADP binding. Bases 60 to 2840 code for a protein of 926 amino acids. Lineage: Eukaryota; Viridiplantae; Streptophyta; Magnoliopsida; Fabales; Fabaceae. The record is from RefSeq and is a predicted model, not a curated record. Gene Ontology annotation, biological process: defense response to other organism. The transcript is spliced from 5 exons.